AUGGGGUACAUGGACAAGUAUCUGCCCGCGUCCAACGCCACAGCAGGUAACAUCACCAUCCCCGCCACCGCUGCCUCCUUCGACGCGGCCUCGGUACUGGUCCUGAUUGUGACCCUCUGUGCCUUCUGCGCCCCGGUGUUCGUGCUGUUUCCCCCCUUUCCGCCGCGGAAGAGCGAUGCACUCCCGGUAACCCACACCAGGCUCGGUCUGCAGCCGUCAAAGUCGAACCUGCGCGACCACCGCGCUGCCGGCCGUGCCGGCCCGGGCGCGCCCGCGGUCAAGUCGCUCUUCAUCUACCCCAUCAAGUCGUGCAUGGGCAUCGAGGUCACCAAGGCAAAGGUCGUCCAUACCGGGCUGGAGUUCGACAGGCUCUUCACCUUUGCCCAGCUCAAGCGCGCAGGUAACGAUCCCAAGGGCGACGACCAGCCCGCCUCAUGGGAGUUCAUCACGCAGCGGGCGUUCCCCCUGCUCGCGACGCUCCAGCUGGAGCUGUGGCAGCCGGACCUGGACAAGCUCAGGGGUGGCGAGCGGGAGACCAAGUCGGACGACACCUUCCUGGUCCUGCGGUUCCCCCACAGGCGGGCCGGCGCCGCCGGCCUCCUGCAGGCGUUCGCGGCCAAGUGCCUGAGGGGCUGGAGGGCCGUCCCCGAGGAGGAGGUGCUACUCCCCGUGGCGUUCCCCUCGCCCGCGGAUAUCACCGCCAAGGGAUACAAGCGAGACCGCGUGCGCGUCUGGCAGGACACGGUCACCGCGCUCAACAUGGGGAAUGAGCUGCCCGAGGCGCUGGCGCGGUACCUGGGCGUGAGCAACCGCCUGGGGCUCUUCCGCAUCGACCCAGCGGACUUGCGGCCUGUGUUCAAGUGUGCGCCGGCGAAGGAGGCGGCUGGGUACCAGCCGGUCGUCAGCUUCCAGGACUCCUAUCCUCUGCACGUCCUCGGGCUGUCGAGUGUGCAAGAAUUAGAGAGUCGGGUCGAGAAGGAUGCAGACCUACGCGAUCUGGACCCUAAGAGGUUCCGCGCCAACAUCUUUGUCAGUGGCACUCCUGCAUACGACGAGGACUCGUGGACAAAGAUCAGGCUCACGGAUCCGUCUCACAAGGAGGACCAAUCGGUCUUUCAUGUUUCGUGCCGAACCACGAGAUGCAAAUUGCCAAAUGUAAAUCCAGCAACCGGCAUUCGCCACCGUGUCGAGCCAGACAGGACACUCAGAGCCAGGAGAGAGAUUGACGAGGGUGCGCCAAAAAAGGGCUGCCUGGGCAUGCAAGUGACGCCCCUUUUCGACAAGCCCGAAUCCCCAGAGAGCCACCUGGUCGUGGGCAUGUCGAUAGAGGUGCUUGAGAGAGGAGAGCAUUUCUUCAAAGCUGUGUAG
This is a messenger RNA of Diaporthe batatas, 1368 nucleotides long. RefSeq lists its product as uncharacterized. The transcript has 4 exons. Lineage: Eukaryota; Fungi; Ascomycota; Sordariomycetes; Diaporthales; Diaporthaceae. The record is from RefSeq and is a predicted model, not a curated record. Gene Ontology annotation, molecular function: molybdenum ion binding; pyridoxal phosphate binding; catalytic activity. Bases 1 to 1368 code for a protein of 455 amino acids.